Molecule: messenger RNA, 333 nt
Organism: Cylicostephanus goldi
Lineage: Eukaryota; Metazoa; Nematoda; Chromadorea; Rhabditida; Strongylidae
Source: the annotation of a GenBank genome assembly
AUGGAAACGGAAAAGUUCGAGGAAGACUUGAAGAAGCUGACGAAUGCUGUGCCAAACGAUGCUCUAUAUCCUUGCAAUACACUUUUCUACAACGAAAUGAAGCAGGCAUUAGAUGCCCAGCUCGUAAAUAAGCCUCAUGAAUUUAAUCAUAUUGAUCCACUAGCACUGGAUAAGCACAUUAUACUGGAUAUGAUUGAAUUAACGGAAAUUUCGAAAAUGGUUUUGUGGACUAUGUACCGACAAACGCAAACUUCUUCAUCACAGGACACCCGAGUUAUUUUAUUAUGGAAGCCGACACACUUAACCCAAAUCUUCGUCAACAGCAAAUUUUAG